Penaeus vannamei (Pacific white shrimp) is the source of this 2817-nucleotide messenger RNA. The record is from RefSeq and is a predicted model, not a curated record. Lineage: Eukaryota; Metazoa; Arthropoda; Malacostraca; Decapoda; Penaeidae.
CUUCUGAUUUGUCAUUCCAACUAAUAAGAAAGCAACUUAAUGGUUUGAAGUCUUCAGUAACUGAAAAAAGAUUUGAUUUGCAAAGCGACGAAAUACUCGAUACUCUGUCUACAGAGGUUUUAUUAGGAAAAACGUUAAAUGAAAUAGUACCAGAGCUGCCAAUGGAAACGUCCAGUGCCAAUGCAAAUGCUUCAACUGAGGAAAUGGAGGUUUCAACAAGGAACUCGUCAUGUCGAACCCAGCCUCACGAAUUCUCACUGAAGAGGUCUAGGGACCUAUCGGUUGAAGGGGAAUUAGGAGAUCCAUUAGAGAAGAGAGCAAAGGUCUUCCUACAGGAAACUGGCACAGUGGAUCAGGAAAAGGAAAUUAUUUCAUCACCAGCUGUGAUGACACAAGUAACACGAGACAUGCCACUUGAGACUGCAACAGAAGGAACUAUGGCAGAAUCAAAAGUAAAAUCCGGGAUCUCACCUACUGAAGAUAAGUCAGAUCAAGCAGUAGAGAAAGAUUUGGUCAUAUCUGAGGCGAAAAUAACCAACGAAAAAUCCACAGAUCUUAACCCUGAUGAAGAAUCGGAAUCUAUAUCAAGGAAUUGUUCAAGUCGAACCCGAAUUGAUGAAUUCUCACUGAAUUCAGUGAGAAUUGAAGGAGAUUCAGGAGGCCCAGUAGAGGUCUCUCUGCAGGAAACUGGCACAGCAGGGAAGGGAGAGGAAAUGAAUACCACUUCACCAGCUACAAUGGCACCAGCAACACAAGGCAUGCAAACUGAGACGGCAUCAGAAGGAACUAUGACAGAAGCAAAUAUAAAAUCCGGGAUCUCAUCUACUGAAGACAAGUCAGAAGAUCAAGAAACAGAGAAAGUAGUGAUACCUGAGACCAGAACGAAUAGUGAGAAAUCUGCUACAACUGAGGAAUCAGAGAAAGCAUCUCAGACUCUCUCGUCUCAACCUAGUGAACAGCAAACCACAUUCUCUGAAAAUAAAAAACCUCUAACCAUGGUUUUCAGAAGUCUGUAUUCAACACCAGUGAGCUCUCAGUCACCAGAAAAGAACUGUUCUGACAGGAAUAACAAAUGUUCAAUUUGUGGAAAAAAUAAUUGUCCUUUAGAUCCCAAAAGGACUUCGAAAAUGUCUUCUACUUCUGUGUCCUCCAGAUCACUUGCUAGAAAGAAGAAAUCUCCAGUGAAGGCAAAGUUAUCGAAAGUUAAUGCCAAGAAGAUGAAGAAAGAAAAGAAGGAAAGAGAAAGAAAAGGCAUUAAUACCAGAAGUGAAACGAGUGAAUUGGUUAAACGCAUCGCUAACCAUUCAUCACUCCACAUCUUCAAAUUAAAGGCUGAGCUCUUCAGGGCAGUGGAAAAUGGAGACUUGGCAAGAAUGCAGGAACUGAUUCAAGACACAGGAGCAGCUGUGAGGAGAAGCAAGACCAGAUGCACACUCCUUCAUGCUGCAGCGUCUCACAACCAAGCGGAUGUGGUGAUGUUUCUGCUGAAAUUGAUCAGUCCCAAUAUUACCAACAAGGAGGGACAGACUCCAGCUCACGUGGCCGCUGAAAAGGGUCACACGCAAGUGCUGAAACUUCUAGUGCGUGACCCUGACUUCGAUGCCGACAAACGGGAUAAUCGCCAGAACUCAGUAAAAUCGCUGCUUGGUAGCCACUUGUUCAAGGCAGUUUUGGAAGGAAACAAGAGAGAAGCAGAAAGACUGUUGGCAGUUGGUGCAGACCCAGACAGUCACGGCGGAAAGCUGGUGGAUGGACUGUUGGCACGAGAGCUUGGAGUGACAACGCCUCGCCUGCUGGCCAAUGCCCUGAACAUGAAGUCGAUUGCGGCAAUGUUUGCUAAGAAAACAAGAAAUAACAAAGAAACUGUUCUCACAAGUUCACCGACAUCAGCAGUUUUAAGCGCAUCAGAACCUAAAGUCUCAACACGACAGUUCAAUGUGAGACAGGCAACAACUAUUCAAGGAGGUGCUGAUGUGUACAAGAUGGACAAGGAGGCACGAGGCUUUGUUCGCAUCUUGAACUUCAGUUGUUUCAAGGACAGAUCCGACCUGAACCUUCAGCAACUCGACUACGAUGCUCGCAUAAUGUCAGAUGUAUUUGAUAAGAUGGGAUACAUGUGUGAAACACACUCGUCACUCACGGCUCAGCAGACUAAGGAAGUUCUGAAUAUUAGGAACGCAGAUGUGCUGACGGACGUCGGAUGUGCUAUAUUUGUCAUAUCUGGCUAUGGUGUAAAUGGCGGAAAGAUUCUCACAUCUGACAUGCAGUGUGUCGACACAGACUACAUUUUGAAUCUCUUCAAAGAUUCCGAAUGUCCUCAGCUCAAAAACAAACCCAAACUUUUCAUCUUUAAUUUGUUCAAAACAAGUGAAGCUAUUACGAGUUCAAGAAGUGAAUCUCCGAAAGUGGUGAGAUUGGCAGAUCCUCUCAAGGACAUGGCUUGUAUAUAUUCCAACAGCAUCGGUCUCGACUGCGUCCCGAAUGGGAAAGGAACCUCCUUCAGCUGGUCCUUGUGUCGCGCUUUGGCAGACCAUUCUGCUGAGCAGGAACUCGGUGACCUCUACCGAGAAUUCCUGAAGGAGUACAGCAGGAGCUCUCCUUCUUCGUCACCCGAGUUGAGGUACUUCGGCUUCACAAAGAAGUUUUUUUUUAAUCCACUGUAACUGUAACGCAAGUUCAUUUUUUAAAGUGUGGAAUUAAUUUUAGUUGUUAUUCUAAAACCAAUGUACGUUACUUAUCUAAGCAUCACAUCUUUAUAAUCUGUUCCAGUUUUUUUUUCUAGCAAAAAUACUCAGCAGUCAUUCAAACGUUGGGCAU